Colletotrichum gloeosporioides is the source of this 1017-nucleotide messenger RNA. RefSeq names its product Glyceraldehyde-3-phosphate dehydrogenase. Lineage: Eukaryota; Fungi; Ascomycota; Sordariomycetes; Glomerellales; Glomerellaceae. Bases 1 to 1017 code for a protein of 338 amino acids. The record is from RefSeq and is a predicted model, not a curated record. Gene Ontology annotation, biological process: glucose metabolic process. Gene Ontology annotation, molecular function: NADP binding; NAD binding; oxidoreductase activity, acting on the aldehyde or oxo group of donors, NAD or NADP as acceptor. The transcript has 2 exons.
AUGGCUCCCAUCAAGGUCGGCAUCAACGGCUUCGGCCGCAUUGGACGUAUCGUCUUCCGCAACGCCAUCGAGCACCCCGAGGUCGAGAUCGUUGCCGUCAACGACCCCUUCAUUGAGACCAAGUACGCUGCCUACAUGCUCAAGUACGACUCCACCCACGGCAUCUUCAACGGCGAGAUCAAGCAGGAGGGCAACGACCUUGUCAUCAACGGCAAGACCGUCAAGUUCUACACCGAGCGUGACCCCGCUGCCAUCCCCUGGAAGGAGACCGGCGCCGAGUACGUCGUCGAGUCCACUGGUGUCUUCACCACCACCGACAAGGCCAAGGCCCAUCUUCAGGGCGGUGCCAAGAAGGUCAUCAUCUCUGCUCCCUCCGCCGAUGCCCCCAUGUACGUGAUGGGUGUCAACGAGAAGUCCUACGACGGCAGCGCCGACGUCAUCUCCAACGCUUCUUGCACCACCAACUGCUUGGCUCCCCUCGCCAAGGUCAUCAACGACAAGUUCGGCAUCGUUGAGGGUCUCAUGACUACCGUCCACUCCUACACUGCUACUCAGAAGACCGUUGACGGUCCCUCCGCCAAGGACUGGCGUGGUGGCCGUACCGCUGCUCAGAACAUCAUUCCCAGCAGCACUGGUGCCGCCAAGGCUGUCGGCAAGGUCAUCCCUGAGCUCAACGGCAAGCUCACCGGCAUGUCCAUGCGUGUUCCCACUGCCAACGUCUCCGUCGUUGACCUGACUGCCCGCAUUGAGAAGGGUGCCAGCUACGACGAGAUCAAGCAGGCCAUCAAGGAGGCCGCUGAGGGUCCCCUCAAGGGCGUCCUGGCCUACACUGAAGACGAUGUCGUCUCCACCGACAUGAUCGGCAACCCCAACUCCUCCAUCUUCGACGCCAAGGCCGGUAUCUCCCUGAACAACAACUUCGUCAAGCUCGUCUCCUGGUACGACAACGAGUGGGGUUACUCCCGCCGUGUCCUCGACCUCCUGGCCCACGUCGCCAAGGUCGAUGCCUCCAAGUAA